Molecule: messenger RNA, 960 nt
Organism: Protopterus annectens (West African lungfish)
Lineage: Eukaryota; Metazoa; Chordata; Ceratodontiformes; Protopteridae
Product: olfactory receptor class A-like protein 1
Exons: 1
Coding region: 1-960 (319 amino acids)
Biological process (GO): G protein-coupled receptor signaling pathway
Cellular component (GO): membrane
Molecular function (GO): pheromone receptor activity
Source: RefSeq, a predicted model, not a curated record
AUGGAGCUUUAUAUCCUCACAAAAGGGAUUAUAUUUUGCAUUAUGGCAUCUGUAGGAAUUGUUGGAAACAGCAUUAUUUUGGGAUCAUUCCAGAAAAGUGUAUACCAUGAACAUAAGUCUGCAUCAACAGAAAUUAUCCUAUUUUACACUGGCUUGGCAAACUUAUUCAUGCUCCUGACACGAGGAGUUCCAAAAUUUUUGUUCGACUUUGGAAUCAGAAAGUUCUUUAAUGAUCCGGGGUGCAAGUUUGUUGUCUAUGUCGCUAGGGUUUCAAGAGCCAUGACAAUAUGUUUAACUUGUUUCUUAAGCUGCUUCCAGUGCAGUACCAUUGCUUCAUCCAAGUGGAAAUGGGCCUAUAUUAAGGUCUACAUGCAGACGUGUCUUGUACGUAUUAUGGUCGGUCUUCUGGUAAUGAACAUGGUGGCCUGCAUUGCAGCACCUUAUCUGUCAGUGUCUCUGAAUAACAGUACUGAACAUAAAUAUAUAUUUAAUUUAGGAUACUGCUUUAUCAUCUUUCCUGACAAUGUUUCCUUUCAGGUGAAUGGCUUUGUUCUGUUUGUGCGUGACUUACUAUUUGUUGUUCUUAUGAGUGCUUCAAGUGUUUAUGUUUUAUUAAUUUUAUAUAAACAUAAGAAAAUAGUAAAGCACAUUAAAAGAUCAGUUCAAAAUCAACAAACUGCUGAGGGUCAGGCAGCUAAGAUAGUGGUGACACUGGUAUCACUUUAUGUACUUUUUUUUGGAAUAGACAAUUCAGUCUGGUUUUACCAAAUAACCUCUGGACAGGUACAUCCGAUUAUUUCUGAUGUAAGAUAUUUUUUUUCUCUAUGUUACUCAUCACUAUUUCCCUUUGUAAUUAUUUUGUUGAACAAAAAGAUAAGGAACAAGCUGAAAUGUUCUAAGGAAGAAGAAUUUACACAACUGCAGGCAAUUUCUACUACAUCAAAAGUUGCCAAGAAAUGA